Messenger RNA from Hibiscus syriacus, 2260 nucleotides. Its product is annotated as aspartate--tRNA ligase, chloroplastic/mitochondrial-like. Bases 73 to 2064 code for a protein of 663 amino acids. The transcript has 15 exons. Gene Ontology annotation, cellular component: cytoplasm. The record is from RefSeq and is a predicted model, not a curated record. Gene Ontology annotation, biological process: aspartyl-tRNA aminoacylation. NCBI's taxonomy places the organism in Eukaryota, Viridiplantae, Streptophyta, Magnoliopsida, Malvales, Malvaceae. Gene Ontology annotation, molecular function: nucleic acid binding; aspartate-tRNA ligase activity; ATP binding.
AAUCCAUUAAACCCUGUGUUGUGCGUAUGAGCAACGUUGCUGAAAUCCCCUUCUCUCAAAAACCUCGGAACAAUGUCUCUGCUUCUCAAAUCCUUCCUUCUCCUCUCCUUUCGCGCCAGACCUCUCUCUGUUUUCCCUUCCGUUAUACUCCCAAAAUCACUUCGCAGUAACCGUCGAAGUCGAACCCUUUCCUCUGUUUCAGCUUCCACUUUUCAAUCGCCUCCUCCUUCCGUUUCCUCCGAAACUCCCAACCCCAUAUCCCCUCUCACCGACUCUCUCCGUUGGGUCUCCCGCACCGCUCUCUGUGGUGGCUUAUCAAAUCAAGAUGUGGGUUCUCGGGUCCGACUUUGCGGGUGGGUAGCUCUCCACCGGGUCCAUGGUGGCCUCACCUUUUUUAAUCUCAGAGACCACACUGGCAUCGUCCAGAUUACGUCGCUUCCGGGUGAGUUUCCUGAUGCUCAUGAUGCUAUUAAAGAUUUGAGGGUUGAGUAUGUUGUUGCUGUCGGUGGUGUUGUCCGGUCUCGGCCCAGUGAGUCUGUUAAUACGAAAAUGAAAACUGGCUCCAUAGAGGUCGCUGCCGAGCAUGUUCAGAUAUUGAAUGCUGUGAGAUCAAAGCUUCCAUUUUUGGUUACUAGCGCGGAUGAUUCAAAUGAUUUUGUUAAGGAAGAAAUCCGUUUAAGAUACCGAUACCUUGAUUUACGUCGACAACAAAUGCAUUUCAACAUGAUGCUGCGUCAUAAAGUGGUGAAACUCAUUCGACGGUACCUAGAGGAUGUACAUAAGUUUGUGGAGAUUGAAACUCCAAUGCUCUCUAGAUCUACUCCAGAAGGUGCUCGGGAUUAUUUGGUUCCCUCAAGAAUCCAGUCAGGAACAUUCUAUGCUUUGCCUCAAAGUCCGCAGCUUUUCAAGCAAAUGUUAAUGGUUUCCGGUUUUGAUAAAUACUAUCAAAUAGCAAGAUGUUUUAGAGAUGAAGAUCUGAGAGCAGACAGACAGCCUGAGUUCACACAACUAGAUAUGGAAUUGGCUUUUACUCCGUUGGAGGACAUGCUUAAACUUAACGAAGACUUAAUUAGAAAGCUCUUUCUAGAGAUUAAUGGCAUCCAAUUACCUAACCCUUUCCCAAGACUAACAUAUGCUGAGGCAAUGGAUCGUUAUGGUUCUGAUCGUCCAGAUAUCAGAUUUGAUCUUGAGUUGAAAAAUGUAUCUAAUGUCUUCAUAGACUCUCCCUUCAGGCUCUUUGCAGAUACAUUAAAAAAUGGGGGAAUUAUCAAAACAUUAUGUGUGCCUUCAUGCGCUAAAAGGUUUUCAAACACAGCUCUUAAGAAAGGUGAUGUUUAUAAUGAGGCAAUCAAGUCUGGAGCAAAGGGUUUACCCUUCCUUAAGGUCUUGGAUGAUGGGGAGAUCGAAGGAAUUCCUGCUCUAGUAUCUAGUUUGUGUCCAGAGAACAGAGAAGAAUUCUUGAGAAAAUGCUCUGCAGGACCAGGUGAUCUGAUCUUGUUUGCAGUUGGUCAUCAUACAUCGGUUAAUAGAACCUUGGAUCGACUUAGGGUAUUCAUGGCCCAUGAACUGGGUUUGGUUGACUAUUAUAAGCAUUCAAUUUUGUGGGUGACUGAUUUCCCAAUGUUCGAGUGGAAUGAUUCAGAGCAAAGAUUUGAGCCCUUGCAUCAUCCAUUUACUGCACCAAACCCUGAAGAUAUGGAAGAUCUUUCUUCUGCACGUGCCCUAGCUUAUGACAUGGUUUACAAUGGAGUCGAGAUUGGUGGAGGAAGUUUAAGAAUUUAUAAACGCGAGGUCCAACAGAAAGUACUGGAAACAAUUGGCAUCUCUCCUGAACAGGCUGAAGAUAAGUUUGGCUAUCUUCUGGAAGCUUUAGACAUGGGUGCUCCUCCACAUGGGGGAAUCGCUUAUGGUUUGGAUCGAUUGGUUAUGUUGUUAGCAGAUGCAAGUUCUAUCAGAGAUGUCAUUGCUUUCCCAAAGACAACCACCGCGCAGUGUGCCCUCACUAGAGCUCCAUCGAAAGUGGACAUCCAACAGUUGAAAGAUCUCUCACUGCAAAUCCGGUAGUUUCCUGUUGAUACGCCUGUCUCUACAACUAGGUUGCCCAUUAGCCAUUUCUAGUAAUCACCAUUGUUUGAUCAUAAUUCAUAAAGCUUUUCUUUCUUGUAUUAUGCCCUUUAAAGUAGACAAAAAAAAAGUUGUAUGCAUGGUUCAAUUUUGACUUGAGACCAUAUAUGUGGAACUUGACCUAAUUCGUUACAUA